AUGUUCAGCUUCAGGUCGCACGGCCUCCUGGUGGGGCUCAUCAUCGUCGUUUGCCUGGCCUCUCCCGCCUUGGCCUUCGGUGCCGGAAACAUUGCCUCCAUCUCCAAGGUCGAGGGCCAGAACUGGCGACACGGCGAUAUCGAAGAUGCUCUCCUCACCCUCACCAUGGCCCGCGCCCUGAACGGCAAGAAGUUCAACAAGCUCACCGUCUCCCGCGUCUACUUUGGUAACUGGCUUCGCGAUUACUCCCAGGCUGUCGACGUUGGCACUGUCAAGUCCGUCUCUGCCGAGGCCAUCCGUCUCCUGCUUUGUGUCCUUGGCUUCAUGACCUUCGGUUUCGGAUCUGGCGAGUUCGAGGUUACCGCCGAUCGGCUUGGAUGCUACCGCCCGGAGGAUCACAUUGACAACCCUAAGGAUUAUGCGGAGAAUGUCGAUGCUCGCCAGUACGAUCGUCGCCUCCGAGGCCCCAUCAAUGAGCAACGAGAGCUCUCGGUUGACCCCGAGUCUGGCAUGAAGAACUACAUUGCCAACGAGGGCGCCGGAAUCAUGACUUCUGCCAAACAUGUGAAGCAGCUCUUCUCUCGCUCUAUUGAGUUGGGUCGUCGCUACAAGGAGAGUGACAGGAAGUCCGACAAGUACGAGGCUCUCCGUCUCUUGGGAACUGGACUCCACUGUCUCGAAGACUUCUUUGCCCACAGCAACUACUGCGAGCUUGCCCUGAUUGAGUUGGGCGAACGCGAUGUCUUCCCCCACGUUGGACGUGACACCCAGAUUGAGAUCGAGGGUGCUCGUCGUCCCGUCUAUCCCAUUGUCACUGGAACUUUUGGAGGUGUCGAUUUCUUGCACUCUGUUACUGGCGAAGUCUCCGAUAAGCUGACCCAGAAUGAGAUUGACGAGCUUGAGGGCACCCUCCAGGAGGGAAGCAAGGCAGAUACCAGCAUGCUCCGAGAUCUUCUCGACAAGAUCCCUGACGGCAUCUUUGGUGACAAGCACCAAAGUGAACGCGUCGACGAGCUCCAGUCCAAUGCAACUCAAGCUCAGAUGGAGAACACCACCGUCUCUCCCCGUGAGCCCGAGGAGUUCACCAUCUACAUCCAGAAUGUCUUCAAGCAGGUGAUGCCCGCCAUCGAGUUCCACGAUGAAAUCAUGAAGAGCAUCUCUGCCGCUUUUGAGAAGAUCCCCGUCCUGCCCAAGGUCAUUGAGCAACUCGAGGAGCAGUUGUCCGUCUUCAUCUUCUCUCUCAUCGCUCCCUUCAUUGUCCCCCUCAUCCACCAGAUCCGCAACGAGCUCAAGACUGGCUCCGAAGAGAUCAUUGAGAGCAGCGAGCGAGAGCAACACAUUGUGUUCGAAGAUGACAACUCGACUGACCCGACACACUCCAUGCUGUCCAAGGAUCACUUCUCCAACAUUCUCAACGAGAUCGCUGGUCGAUGUGCUGCCGGCAUGGUGACCUGGGUUGUUCCUCAGCUCAUGGACGCCAUGGACGAUGAGAGCGUAGACGUUGAUGAGCUCCUGGACGGCAUCGUACAUGGGAUCAUGCAUCACCCUGCUCAGCGCGAGUCGGGUGGUGGAAAGAUCCGCGAGGGCCGUCGUCGCUGCUACGAAAACGUCAAGGAGUGGUGGGGCGAGAAGCGCGACGAGGGAUCCCAGGAUGACUACCGCAACAAGCUGACUCGCGAGGGAGUUCAGGAAGGCCAGAACCAUAAGGAGGGUGUCCAUGACACUGGCCACGGCCAUGGAUGUGCAGGCAAGCUCAAGAUGCGCAAGCUCUAUGGUGGCGGUCCUGAGACCAUGGAGGACAAGAUUGCUGGUGCUGCGGCUGAUGCCAUUAUCUCGGGUGCUACUGGUGCCUUCUCUGGCAUAGUCGAACAGAACACUGGGUAUAAGAUGUCCCAAUCCUCUCGCAAGGAGAAGGAAGACGAGGGUGGCUUUGGCGGCUUCCUCAACGCCGCCAGUUCGAUCCUAGGGGGGUCCUUCGGUGGCAGCGAGGAGUCGAGCUCCCGCCGAACUGAGACCCAUUCCUAUUCUCAGCGGACUGAGACUCACUCUUCUUCCGGAGGCGGUUACGAGCAACACACCGAGCGCCGUGAGCACCAUAGCUCUUCCGGAGGCCACCGCAGGGAUAACGAUGAUGAUGAUGAUGAAAACAAGCAUCGCCGCAAGAAAAGCCAGGAACACCACCGUCGGAGGGAUAGCAACGAGGGUCGUCACGGCCGUGAUAGCAAUGAAGGCUAUGGCGGCGGAGGUUACGAGCGUCGCGAAGAGCACCGCGAGGAACGCCGUGAGGAGCAAAGCUAUGGUGGUGGCGGUUACCAGCGUCAGGAGGAACGUCGUGAGGAGCAGAGCUAUGGCGGCGGUGGCUAUGAACGCCGUGAGGAGGGCGGAGGUUACGGAGGUGGAGGCGGCUACGGAGGCCAGCCCGAGCAGGGCGGCUAUGGUGGAGGGUACGGCGGUCGACCCGAACAGGGUGGCUAUGGUGGCGGCGGUGGUUACGAGCGCCGCGAGGAGGGCGGUGGAUAUGGCGGUGGUGAGGCCGAUGAAUAUGCUCGCCAGAGCCAAGGAGGCUACGGAGGAGGUGGUGGUGGCUAUGGCGGCGGCGAGGGCGGUCAGUAUGGUGGAAACGGUGGCAACGGCUACGGAGGCGAGCGUCGUUGGUAA
Ilyonectria robusta is the source of this 2658-nucleotide messenger RNA. Its product is annotated as heterokaryon incompatibility protein Het-C-domain-containing protein. The transcript has 5 exons. Lineage: Eukaryota; Fungi; Ascomycota; Sordariomycetes; Hypocreales; Nectriaceae. The record is from RefSeq and is a predicted model, not a curated record. The coding region runs from base 1 to 2658 and encodes 885 amino acids.